Molecule: messenger RNA, 1681 nt
Organism: Solanum dulcamara
Lineage: Eukaryota; Viridiplantae; Streptophyta; Magnoliopsida; Solanales; Solanaceae
Product: ATP phosphoribosyltransferase 2, chloroplastic-like
Exons: 11
Coding region: 187-1371 (394 amino acids)
Biological process (GO): L-histidine biosynthetic process
Cellular component (GO): cytoplasm
Molecular function (GO): magnesium ion binding; ATP phosphoribosyltransferase activity
Source: RefSeq, a predicted model, not a curated record
UUUCAGAAUAAUUCUCUUGGCCCCAAGAGAAUCUUCCUUACACCACACGCGCCUGUUACUCUCAGUUGCAUCUCCACCAUCCUAAUCACUCCUUCGCGGCGGCGAUUUUAUCUCUUCCCACCGUAAAGCUCCGUCUCCGUCUCAAUUCCCGCCGCCGGCAUUUCAUUGGACGGAAAAAGUGAAAACAUGUCGGCGAUUCAGACGUUUUUCCUUCAAGGCUCCGUUUCAACUCUCCUUUCUCCUCAUUCAUCAGUCACUAGCUGUCGAAAAGUUUCCGUCAAAUUCACCGUCUCAUGUUGCUCGGCGACCUCUCCUCUGUCCGUAGUGAACGGUAAUGUGGAGAACAGACCUUCCGAUAGAAGCGAAGUUCGUCUCGGCUUGCCUAGCAAAGGCCGAAUGGCUGCUGAUACUCUCGAUCUUCUCAAGGAUUGCCAGCUAUCAGUUAGGCAGGUGAAUCCGCGGCAGUACGUUGCACAAAUUCCACAGAUAUCCAAUCUGGAAGUGUGGUUUCAACGGCCAAAAGACAUUGUGCGGAAGUUGGUAGCUGGAGAUUUAGACCUUGGCAUCGUUGGUCUCGACACAGUUUGUGAAUAUGGGCAGGGGGAUGAAGAUCUCAUCAUUGUCCAUGAUGCCCUUGAGUAUGGUGAUUGUCGUUUAUCUCUGGCUAUACCAAAAUAUGGGAUUUUUGAGAAUGUGAACUCAAUGAAGGAGUUAGCAGAGAUGCCACAGUGGACACCUGAGAGGCCACUGAGAGUUGCAACAGGAUUCACAUAUAUGGGUCCUAAAUUUAUGAAAGAAAAUGGGUUGAAGCAUAUCACUUUUUCAACUGCUGAUGGAGCCCUGGAAGCAGCUCCUGCGAUGGGAAUAGCUGAUGCUAUUGUGGAUCUAGUGAGUAGCGGAACCACACUGAGAGAAAACAAUCUGAAGGAAAUAGAAGGUGGAGUCAUCGUGCAAAGUCAGGCGGUCCUUGUCGCUAGCAGAAAGUCCCUAAUGCAGCGAAAAGGUGUACUUGAUAUAACACAUGAAAUGCUAGAAAGACUGGAAGCACAUCUGAGGGCUGAAGGUCAAUUUACGGUAACUGCUAAUAUGCGAGGAAGCAGUGCGGAGGAAGUCGCUGAACGAAUAUUGAGCCAAAUGUCACUAUCUGGAUUGCAGGGACCCACCAUAAGUCCAGUCUUUUGCAAGCGGGAUGGACGGGUUACAGCUGAUUACUUUGCCAUUGUCAUAUGUGUACCAAAGAAAGCACUUUACAAGUCUGUUCAGCAGCUUAGGGCGAUUGGAGGGAGUGGUGUACUGAUUUCUCCGUUGACCUAUAUUUUUGAUGAAGAAACACCAAGAUGGCGUCAACUCCUUUCUACUUUGGGACUUUGAUCUAUCUAGCAAUGCCUCAAUUGGUUUUUGCAACCACAGUGCCUUUUUUGGAGAGGCAAACAUGAAGACAUUGUUAAAUUUUGUAUUGCAUUGCCACUUAGACUUUAACAUUAGCUCUUGUUGUAACAAUAGUGUGUCAUUCAUUUUGGUGCUAAUGGCAAUUGUAAGAUUGCAUAAACAGAAAAGUGCUCUUGUUAUCCUACUAAAAAUGUACGAACUCACAUGAUAACCUUUGGUGAUCUUGUUAUGGAGACUGUAAUGUAUAACUCGUUAUAAGUGAAUGAUAAUACAUGAAUUGAUAUACGAUCAA